GCUCAGCAGAACAGAGAAAGAGCAUCCCUCUAGGCAACUGAGAAAGAAGUUAAAAGAGCCUGCCGCAGACGCUGUUUCUUUCUUCCGCCACUUGCUGUUUAAGUGCCGUGCGAUUACAAAAAUCCUCCUCCUUCCCUCCUCCUCCUUCUCCUCGGACUCAUUUGCUGGAAGGAAGCGACGGCACAAGGCUGAGCUGAGAAGUUUUGGCAUGGACUUGGGAAGGCAAAGGGUCUGGAGACUGGAAGACCCAACGUACUGGCGGGCUGGCAGCACCUCUGCAGCACCAGCAUGCUGGCAGGCUCCCGUGUUUCUUGCUAGUCCAGUCUCUGGUGGGACCUUGUUUGGAUCCACCACCUUUUAGUAUCAGCUGAUGGAACUCUUCAGAUCUCCUCCUUGGAGAUAAGACACCUGCGUUGUGGGGAAGACUCUUCGGUGAAGGAGAGAAGGACUUUCUUCGGUGGGGUGAAGGUUCUCCUUUCAAAUACAAGAGGUCUGUCUUUGGACAGACUUAGCAGGAACUGAAGAUGGAGAAUGAGGCUGGGAAAUCUGUGGACAACCAAAUGGAUAAAUAUAUAGUAACCAUCAUGGGGAAAUCAGAAAGCCAAAUGGAUAUUGUGGAGAAAUCAACCAGACCUGGACAGAAGUCCUGGAACUUUGUCACGAUCGGCCUGACCGUGCUUUUGAUCCUCAUGACUUGUGCCGUGGUGGUGCUUCUAAUCUUGCAUUCCAGCAGCAGAGAUAUGCGCUAUGCUGCCAGCCCUGGGAACAUAUGUACUACUUCGGGAUGUGUCACAGCAGCUGCCAGGAUAAUUCAGAAUAUGGACCCUACGGCAGAGCCAUGCCAGAAUUUCUACCAGUACGCCUGUGGAGGGUGGCUGAAUCGGCACGUGAUCCCAGAAACAAGCUCUAGAUACAGCAUUUUUGACAUCUUGAGGGAUGAGCUGGAGAUUAUUCUCAAAGGUGUGCUUGAGACACCAGGCUCGGAAGAUCGGGAAGCCUUUCGGAAGGCAAAAACACUAUAUCGAUCCUGUAUGAAUGAAAGUUUUAUAGAGCAACGUGAUUCAUUGCCUCUGCUAGAGGUCUUGCGUGUGGCUGGAGGCUGGCCGGUGGCUUCUACAGACUGGAAUAUCACGAAAGAGCCAAACUGGAGCCUGGAAGAGAGGCUAUCCUUGCUGAAUUCCCGAUUCAACAGCCGAAUCCUGAUUGACAUGUCCGUAUGGCACGAUGAUCAGGAUUCCAGCAGAAAUAUUAUUUAUAUUGACCAGCCUGGCCUAGGGAUGCCUUCCAGAGAUUACUACUUUAAUGAUGGCAACUACCAAAGAGUUCGAGAAGCUUACUUGCAGUACAUGAUCACCAUCGCCAAAAUGAUCAGAGAAGAUCUGAAGAUCUCCAAAGACAAUGUGCUUGUAGAAGAAGAAAUGAAAACAGUGCUGGAAUUUGAGACUGAUAUUGCAAAUGCUACAGCUCCAGUAGAAGAAAGGCACGACGUAACCUUGCUUUACAACAAAAUGACAAUUGCCAAACUACAGGAAAGGUUUGAGCUGAAUGGGUUUAAUUGGACACUUUUCAUCCAAGGGGUCAUGUCUUCAGUGAAUAUUGAGAUCAACUCUGAUGAAGAGGUAGUUGUGCAUGGAGUACCAUAUCUCCAGGAACUAAAAGCCAUCCUCUCCAGCUAUUCAGCCAGCACUAUCCAGAACUACUUGGUUUGGCGACUGGUUCUUGACAGAGUUAGCGGCUUGAGCCGGCGUUUCAAAGAUGCCCGGGUAAACUACAGGAAGGUAACAUUCCUCACCAUGGUAGAAGAUGCCCGGUGGCGUGACUGCGUGAGCUAUGUCAACACCAACAUGGAAAAUGCAGUCGGAGCACUUUAUGUAAGGGAAACUUUCGCUGGGAAGAGCAAAAGAAUGGUGCGAGACCUCAUUGACAAAAUCCGCAGAGUGUUCAUUGAGACGCUGGAUGAACUGCAGUGGAUGGAUGAAACAUCGAAAAUGAAAGCCAAAGAAAAGGCCAAUGCAAUUAAAGAGCAAAUAGGCUAUCCAGAUUAUAUUCUAGAAGAUCAGAAUGAAAAGCUGGACCAGGAAUAUAUAAAUCUGACUUUCAGCGAACACGAGUACUUUGAAAACAUCCUGGUCAACCUCCAGACUGGGGCCCAGAAAAGCUUGAGAAAGCUGAGAGAGAGAGUCGACCAAGAUGUAUGGCUGAUAGGUGCUGCCGUGGUCAAUGCGUUCUAUUCCCCCAACCGGAACCAGAUUGUUUUCCCUGCAGGGAUCCUUCAGCCCCCUUUCUUCAGCAAGCACCAACCGCAGGCACUCAACUUCGGUGGGAUUGGAAUGGUAAUAGGUCAUGAGAUCAUACACGGAUUUGAUGACAAUGGCAGGAAUUUCGACAAAGAUGGCAACAUGUUUGAUUGGUGGAGCAACUUUUCUGCAACACAUUUCAAGGAGCAGUCACGCUGUAUGAUCUACCAGUAUGGGAACUAUUCAUGGGAGCUGGCUGGGGGACAAAACGUCAGUGGAAUCAGCACUCUUGGGGAAAACAUUGCUGACAAUGGAGGCGUCCGUCAGGCCUACAAGGCUUACUUAAAAUGGGUCGAAAGAGAAGGAAAGGAGCCAAGUUUGCCCGGGUUGGAUCUGACUCACGAACAGCUCUUCUUCCUCAAUUUCGCACAGGUCUGGUGCGGUUCCUACAGGCCUGAAUAUGCAAGCCAAUCCAUUAAGACUGAUGCCCACAGUCCGUUAAAGUUCAGGGUAAUGGGGUCCUUGCAAAACUUCGAAGCCUUUUCAGAAGCAUUCCACUGCAAAGUGGGUACCGCCAUGCACCCCAUAGAGAAGUGCAGAGUCUGGUAGCUAAAGAGACUAUCACCCUCAGGCUUCUACAGUCAGAAACUCUGGACUCAUUUGGAGUUUGCCAAUGAUGUGCCUGUUGGUUUUUAAUUUCCCCCCCCCGCCCCGGUUGAGUUGCAGCCACGAUGAACAGUGCAGCUAUUUCAAUCAUGAGAGGACAAGCUACAGCUUCGAUUCUGGGGAUUCAAGUGGGCCAGUAUCUUGAAAUACCAUCUGUAUUGAAAGUUACGGUAUGCAUCAGAAGAAGAAAAAGAAAAAACAGACUGUUUCUCAAGACGUCGACUGUUAUUAAGAUACAUCAGGGUUUAAAAGAUUAGCUAUUUAAAAAGAGAGACUGUUCUAUUUUUCAGCGAGUUUGGAUUUCUGUGAGUUUGGGGGGAAAAACUCUUGGAGGGUUUUUUGCCCUUCCUGAGUUAGUGUUUGUCGGAAGCUGGGAAUCAGUUCACCAUUCGCUGUUUGCUGUGCAACUUGCCUUUCUGCUCCAAGCCAAUCUGCACAAAUUAUGAAGAGUCUUACCAAGAACCUGUGUAAUGCAGUAUCCUGACCCCUACAAUAGCUAGCAAGAUGACCAAGCAAGUUCUCAAAACAACAUUUCCCCAGUAAAUGUUCCAAGGGUCCAACGGGCAGAAAACCUUAUGGGGCCACCAUAAGUUGGCUGCAACUUGCUUGCAAAAAAAGAAAAGCAAUUGAUUAGCCAUUCCUCCAAGAAUUUGUCUAACCCCCAUUUUAAAGACAACCCACAUGGUGACCAUCACUAUACUUUGUAGUAGGGAGUUCUUUAGGUUCUUCUUAGGUGAAGAAAUACUUUCAUUGGUCCUUUUGCUUAUCCCUAUUAUGGGAGACAGUGUAGUGUAGUGGUUAAGAGCAGCGGACUCUGAUCUGGAGAUCUGGGUUCGAUUCCCCACUCUUCCACAUGAAGCCUGCCGAAUGACAUUGGACUA
This is a messenger RNA of Sphaerodactylus townsendi, 3784 nucleotides long. RefSeq names its product membrane metalloendopeptidase like 1 (gene MMEL1). Gene Ontology annotation, molecular function: metalloendopeptidase activity. The coding region runs from base 525 to 2846 and encodes 773 amino acids. The record is from RefSeq and is a predicted model, not a curated record. The transcript has 23 exons. Gene Ontology annotation, biological process: protein processing. Gene Ontology annotation, cellular component: plasma membrane. Lineage: Eukaryota; Metazoa; Chordata; Lepidosauria; Squamata; Sphaerodactylidae.